UUGCAUUAUAGAAAGAUACCUAUAAAAUGGGCUAAUUGAAAUGAAAAGUAAACAAAAUGGAUACAUCGAACUUGUGUAGAAGUUGUAUGAAAGAAGUGGCGACAUGGGAAAAAGAGAACUUUGAUCCUAGAGUUGUGGAGAUGUUUUGUUUUUGUACUAAUAUCGCGAUAUCAGAAGAUGACAAAUUGCCCAAACAAUUUUGCUAUGACUGUGCAAUUAAGAUUGAAUCAGCAUUUACCUAUAUUACGGAAGCUCAUAAAGUAGAUGCCACUUUGAAAAACAUCAUUUCAAGGACAAACACUUCCAUCAUUGUAGAACCAGAGACCCAAUCCAGGCACAUAGAGAACCUCAAACUAACCUUACCAGAUUAUAAAAUAAGUGCAACUAUUGACAAUUACGAUGAACAUAUACUUUUUGAUGGCAUUGAUUUACCGGCCAGUGAGAGCCAAAUCAUUCCAGAGAAAACUUUAGAAGAGAUAGAACCAGUUCAAAAUAUUUCUGAUGAAGUGGAAAAUGCAGAAGGUAGUGAAGAAUGUGUGAAAGAGAAGGUGAAUGUGGAAGAAACUAAGAAGAGUAUUUGUCCCAUCUGUAGGAAAGCUUUCACUUCAAAAACUUGGUUCAACAAGCAUAUGAAGAAGGAGCACACUGAACAUAAAUAUGUUUGUGCUCAUUGUCCUAAAACUUUCUCCAAAGCCUCCCUUUUAUCCGACCACGCGGCAACACACUCGGACGAGCGCAAGUUCGCUUGCUCGACGUGCGGCAAACGCUUCAAGAGACGCAAACAGCUUGCGUGCCAUGCGCGUGCGCACGCCGAUGUGAGACCAUACGCCUGUGACAAGUGCAGUAUGAGGUUUAAGAUAAAGAGUAUAUUGAAGUCUCACAUGAAGGUGCACGACGGGGAUAAGCAGUACUUGUGCUAUUUCUGUGGGUGGAGCUUUGCACAAGCGGGCAACCUAGAAGUACACAUGCGCAAGCACACAGGCGAGAAACCGUUCUGCUGUAACGAGUGCGGGUUCCGUGCCGCCGUCUCCUCGAACCUGCGCCGCCACCAGCGACAACACCAAGCCGCUAAGACAUACGUCUGCAAACAUUGUAAUAAGGGGUUCUACGAUGCCAGUGGUCUGACUCGUCAUCUACGCACUCAUACGGGAGAGCUUCCAUACCAGUGUCCGGGCUGCGCACGCGCAUUUGCCGACAGUUGGAAGCGCAAAACACAUCUCAUGCGCGCGCAUAGACUCGCUCUCCCUGAUAUACCGCGAAUGCGACGCGAUGGACGCACUAUUAAUUAAAUAAAACACCUCUUUAUCAUACGUAAAAAU
This is a messenger RNA of Spodoptera exigua (beet armyworm), 1319 nucleotides long. The record is from the annotation of a GenBank genome assembly. NCBI's taxonomy places the organism in Eukaryota, Metazoa, Arthropoda, Insecta, Lepidoptera, Noctuidae.